Molecule: messenger RNA, 543 nt
Organism: Clonostachys rhizophaga
Lineage: Eukaryota; Fungi; Ascomycota; Sordariomycetes; Hypocreales; Bionectriaceae
Source: the annotation of a GenBank genome assembly
AUGCUAUCGCUUACAAUCAUCUUCUUCUCAAGCCUUGCUCUGGCGGCGGACUAUGGUGUUGGCGAGGUCACAACUUCCUCCCAAGCUGACGUCCAAAGUUGUGUUGCCUCCGUGGCGAGUCAAAUCAGACCGCCUGAGCCGGCCAACACCCCCUUCAACCAAUGGGCCACCAGCACAUUCUCUAUGUCUGCCUGUACUAUUACAGCGCCAGCUACCUACUCCGAAGACUUCCUGAGCUAUGAUAAAGCUCUAUCCACAUGGCUGUCAACCGUUCAAUCUGUCGCCGACAAAAUCAACACAAAUUGUGGCUAUGACACGCUGUCUUACAGCUUUGCCAAUUACUGUUCCACCUCACGCACUAUUUUAUUCACACGUGCCCAAACAACUGGAACCACAACCUCCUGGGAGACGAUCACGACGACCCUACCCCCAUACCAAACGCAUGAUAUGAUUUACAUUGGCGCCGCAGGCCGCCGUAAUGAUAUCUCUCACCUGUUACCGGUUGUUGUUCUCGCAACGACUAUUACGGCCUUGUUCCUCUGA